AAUCUUCAGAACAUUUCAACUAGAAGUCAACUUCGGGCGAAGGUAGCUAACAGCCGCUGACUGACCAACACUGUGGCCGGCCUCUAUAAUCACAUUUCUGGGUCUUUGGGACUUUUAGGGUCAUGGCUUUGACCAUGAAGAUGGUCCGGCUAUUUUUGUGUGUCCUGUCCGUGUUUGUCUCACUGGUCUCGGAGAGGUUAGUGGUGCUGGCUGCCUUCUCUCAGUCUCUUGACAGCGACUUCACGUUCACUCUGCCCGCCGGUCGAAAGGAGUGCUUCUACCAGACCAUGAAGAAUGAUGCCUCACUGGAGAUUGAAUAUCAGGUGUUAGAUGGUGCAGGCCUUGAUGUAGACUUCACUGUCUUCUCUCCAUCGGGCCAAAUGCUAUUCAGUGACUACCACAAGUCUGAUGGUGUCCACACCAUAGACACUGAGGAGGGAGACUACAUGUUCUGCUUUGACAACACGUUCAGCUCAGUCUCUGAGAAGCUCAUCUUCUUCGAGUUGAUCCUGGACAACAUGGAUACAGAUGAAGACCCAGAUGACUGGAAGGAGUACGUCCACGGAACAGACAUCCUGGACAUGAAGCUGGAAGACAUUAUGGACACCAUCAACAAUGUGAAGGCUCGGCUGGGAAAAAGCUCUCAGAUCCAGACGCUUCUGCGAGCAUUCGAGGCUCGUGACCGAAACAUCCAGGAGAGUAACUUUGAAAGGGUGAACUUUUGGUCAGUGGUCAAUCUCAUUGCUAUGGUUCUGGUCUCGGGGGUUCAGGUCUACCUAGUCCGCUCGCUGUUUGAAGAUAAACGGAAAAUUCGAACAUAACACAACCUGAAAUGGAGUGAAACAGAGAGACUGACACAGUUGCCCACAAAAACCUUAUGGAUUUUUUCAGCUGAUUUCCCCUUUUGUGACUUUUAAUCAAGGAUAUUAUAUAUAUAUAUAUGCACACUUACACACACACAAUGAUAAAGAGCCAAUUUACCACAGUUGUUGCUCUGGUCUUUUAAGUCGUUGCAGCUUGAAGGAAACCCCAGGUUUGGAAAAACUUAUGACUCUCAACUUUACAUACAACCUAGCUCUGUCUUUCUUGAAAAAACAUGCAUCUUGUUUGAUAGGUCCCCCCAACUGCUGUAGUUCAUCAGUGAUAGAAGCACAUUUACAAUGCAACUAUUUUUCUAAUGGAGCCAGGCCAAAUGCAAAAAUGUCUUCUUUUUUUCUUCCUUUUUUAAAAAAAAAAUAAAUUUCAACAUAGGUUAAGCUAAACUAGAUGAAGGAAUGGUCUGGGGCCUGUUAUUUCUGUCAGAUAGGAGUGAGAGGUGCUGCCAGUCUGUUAGUGUGUCUUCCCCUUACAAUAAGAUGCCUUAUUCAUUUGGAUUUCGCUCCCAGCCUUUUGCCUAUUGGUGAGGCCUUUGAAUACUUUUCUUAUUGCCACAAAUAUUUAUGUUGUUACAAUUCAGCCACAUAUUCCCCUUCAUGCCAAUACUGAAAAUACAGGGCUGCACUGCAAUGCUGCUCUUUGGCACCCAAAAGACCGCAAGAGAAGGAAACGGGCCAUCUCCAAAUCUCUUUAUAACUACUGCCCCACUCUCCUCUGCCAUGAUUUGUGGACUUGUGGCCUGAAUGGCUGCCAGCCAGCGCCGCUGCUGUGAAGCCUGUCUGCUGCUGCUGGGUGUCUACUUACAGCCACCUACUGUGUGAAGAUGUUGAGCCUGCCCGUCUCUCCUGUGACAGAAGUCUAUUUCUAUCUGAGUGACAUCUGGAAGGUCAUUGCCACUACUUCAAUGCACUGGUUGGUUUAAUAUGCAUAAACUAUCCUUUGCCUUGUGGUUUUUUUUGGGUUUUUUUUGUUUUGUUUGUUUGUUUUUUUUCUCUUUUCAACAUACUUUUCCAGGUCCUUGCACUGCCUCAGAUCCCACAGAACCCCAUUUUGGCAAACAAAAAUGGGUCCACAGUCUACAUGGUUGGAAUAACACCAGUUUGUUACCUGUUACUUGUAUUGUAUUAAACUGCUACUGCGGUUGUAGUUUUUAUUGAUGUUUAUUCAUCUCCACUGUGGAACCCUGGCUGCUCACUACCUUGGCUCGAUGCUUCAUGUUGCAGUCUUCUGAUUUUUGCCUUGUGCUGUAAGGUGAAGAUCAUACAGUGAGUUUAUGCCUUUGUGAUUUACACUAUCUUUUGUUAGAAGUGAAUAAAACCAAACUGAGUAGACUAAUUGGUUUACAGUUAUAACAUUUUGCCACACGGUAUGUGCAUAUGUCAAUCACAAAUUCUUUGGAUGCCUGUAAUAAUAUUGGAUGUCUGGUUGUGAGAAAUGGUCAUCAUCUGCCUCAGUUUCAGUGCUUUUCCUUAUUCUCAUGUAUGGUUGCUGUCACUGGUAUUUACGUACUGUAUGUCUGGAUUCUAAUAAGUGAUGUAUUGGUAAUAAAAAAUAUUUUUUGAUCAAUUUUUAACAUGCUUUCAGAAUUCUACAAAAACAAAAGAACAACGUUUUUUUUUAAGUAUUUCUAUGUUACUGAGUAAUAAAAGUUUGUGUCUACAGCUUCAUUGUCUUUGAGAAAUGUUUUCUGUCAUAAAACAGCAGUGGGAGAAGAGGGAAAGUGGCAUCAUAUUUAUUUAGCUAAUAUCCUGCAGUUGAAAAUUUCUGCAGAUUAAACAGCUUCACCUUUUUUCUGACCUCUGCAUUCUGUUGUUAUAUUCCCCCCCAAAGAGUGUGA
Messenger RNA from Haplochromis burtoni (Burton's mouthbrooder), 2713 nucleotides. RefSeq names its product transmembrane p24 trafficking protein 5 (gene tmed5). The coding region runs from base 123 to 821 and encodes 232 amino acids. The record is from RefSeq and is a predicted model, not a curated record. NCBI's taxonomy places the organism in Eukaryota, Metazoa, Chordata, Actinopteri, Cichliformes, Cichlidae. The transcript is spliced from 4 exons. Gene Ontology annotation, biological process: intracellular protein transport; Golgi organization; endoplasmic reticulum to Golgi vesicle-mediated transport. Gene Ontology annotation, cellular component: Golgi apparatus; endoplasmic reticulum; endoplasmic reticulum-Golgi intermediate compartment.